AUGUUCCUACAUAGAAACACAGCGAUUUUCAUCCUCGUCAGCUUUGCUGUCAGCGCACCUUCGGAGGCGUUCUUCCUCAAAUGGGGCUCAGACUCCGGAAGUCAAACCUCGUCAAGAAACUGGGUACAACCCGUUUCACCUUACCGAUACCAAUACAUGUACCCCUACGAAUCGAGAAAGCUGUACCAGAUACCACAGCAGUACCCGCAGCCUGAGAUGAUCCAACAAAACAUGGCGCCCAUACCUAUAAGCGUACCUGCGGGAGCCAGUUUAACCCCAGUGUCCCUACAACAUGUGCAACUCGUGCCCUGUAUGUGCCCCGUGGCCCCUGAAGAGGCGGAGAAACUACAAGAGCAAGUAGGCCCGGGCCCUUAUGUCGCCCAGUCGUACCCUCAGACUUACUCCGUGCCACAACAACUUCAGGUCGCGGAGUCGCCAAAAACAAAUUCCCAACAGUAA
Messenger RNA from Pararge aegeria (speckled wood butterfly), 459 nucleotides. RefSeq lists its product as uncharacterized. The coding region runs from base 1 to 459 and encodes 152 amino acids. The record is from RefSeq and is a predicted model, not a curated record. NCBI's taxonomy places the organism in Eukaryota, Metazoa, Arthropoda, Insecta, Lepidoptera, Nymphalidae. The transcript is spliced from 3 exons.